Molecule: messenger RNA, 627 nt
Organism: Spodoptera litura
Lineage: Eukaryota; Metazoa; Arthropoda; Insecta; Lepidoptera; Noctuidae
Cellular component (GO): membrane
Source: RefSeq, a predicted model, not a curated record
GACAAUGUAUCGAGAGGUGACGGUUUUUCUGGCACUAUGCGGCAUCACCAUAGCUUCUUUAUUGGAUGGUGAUAUAGAUUUGGCUGAUGGAGUGCGGUUGGCUAGGAUCCCUGUGUCAAACUCUAUUGAAGAUGAGGGGAGAUCUUUCGGGGAGAACUCUGCUCUGUUGCGGAUGGCAAAAUUCCUGCAAGGACACGAGUUGCACGUGAAGCUCCCGAAUUUGAUUGAGAAGGAUCGUGUUACUCAGUUCGUUGCUGAUACGCUCAAGGUCGUCGAUGAGAGCUACAAGGAGAAUUCUGUAACUGGAAGAGGCAAGGGUGGCGGCGGCGGUGGUGUGGCACUUCUAGGACUCAUGUUUGCCAAGGCGCUUGGAGCUAUGGGCAUUGGAGGGUUAGGUCUACUUACUAUGAAGGCCUUAGCCGCAUCAGCACUCGCUCUCAUGCUAGCAGCCAUAGUAGGAGUAAAGAAACUGGCGUCUCAUGACGGAGGAGAGGACCACCAGGUCAUCUACGCUGGUCAUCAUGGACACCACCGAAGGAGAAGAGAGAUCACCCCCCUACCCUACCGAGGUUGGAGACAAUACGAACAAAAGUCUUAGUGUAGCUAUAUAUUUAUUUAAUUUAUUAA